GAGUUCCAGCAUUUUUUCGCUGGCUAUCAAAGAAGUACCCGUCGAUCGUAGUCCACUGUGUAGAAGAAAAGGUGAGUCGGUUGAAGGAUUGAUAGCCUGGCUUGUUGUUGAUCUAACUACACGUGUUUGAGAUUUAUAGACAUUUAGACAUUUAGACAUUUAGAUUUUUAGAUUUAUAGACAUUUUAUCAUUUAUUUCCAGGCCAGCUCCAAAGAAUGAAGAUGAAAUGAUGGUGGCUGUUUUUGAGUACAUUAACAGGUACUUUUUUGGGGGGUUAUUUUUUACUCCUGGUUGGAGAGAUGUACUGUGUACAUAACCUGUUUUACCCAAGGACACAACAAAAUGACCUGGUCUCAAACCUAGACCUCUAGAACAGAAGCCUAGUGCACCAACCAUUAGGCCACCACAUCUCUUGCUUAGGGAACACUCUGUAAGAUUUUACUCUCAGUUAAUGCCCACGUCUCAAAUGGAGGCUACGUGCCUGGGAGACCUGGGGGCUGAAACCACAGUUGCACCCUGAGGUGCUUGAACACCAGAUUGGCCUGCUCAGCCUGCAAUCCAGCCUGAAACGUCCUACACCAAGCGCCCAAUGAGCACUGUCACACAAGAGCCAGAUAGCUGAGUAGAGGAAAACAUGAAUAAAGAAGUGAAUCAAUAAAUAAAAAAAAUAAAUAAAUAGAAAUAAACACUGCAAUUAGGGUUGGGGGGGGGGACAAAAUGCCAAGAUCCGCAAUCUGCAAGGAAAACAACACCACACCAUAGAAGAGUGAUUACAAUGCAAACACAUGGUAGAACAACACAUGCACUGGUAAGGUCUACCACUUGAUAAGGACGGCCUCAAGGUCCCAAUGACCACAGUACUGCUCCAAACAGAAUGCAACAAAUGCUGCAUGAAUGCCAACAGCCAGCCAAGACAUUUAUCAAACACCUCAAAAUGCUACUGACCAUAUUUGCUUCUAGUUGUUAUCUAUGGCAUAUUCCAUUUAACUAUAUUUAACAUUUAUUACCCACUACAGUCAAUUUCUAUUUUUUUUUUACAGAAUCUUCUCUAUAGUUAGACCCAGAAAGUUGCUUUACAUGGCCAUUGAUGGAGUAGUAAGUAGCAUUUUGCAAGUAUAUUUAUUAAUCUAUUAUAAAAUAUAUAUUUAUUUUUCUAUUUUGGCUUAUUUAUGAUAAUAUUUGUGCAUGUUUGUCUUUAAUUUGUUCAUUUCUAUUGCAGGCUCCAAGGGCAAAAAUGAACCAGCAAAGAUCUCAUCGUUUCAGAGCAUCUAAAGAAACCAAGGUAGUAAUGAAACAGUAACUCAAUUAGUGCAAAUGUUUGCACACUACAGAUGAAAACAUAAUGGCGGGAAAUGCUAAAUUUUAAGCUUUUUUAGGGAAAAAGUAGAGGAAAUGGCAAGAAUUUGAAGUGAAUCGAUUGAAAAAGAUAUUCAAAAUGAUACUUAAAUGUAUAUUACUUUCUGUAAGUGCUACUUAUUUUUAUGGGCAACAAACUUUUCAAAAUUGGAAAUGAUGUAUCAUAUCCAAAGUUGGGUGAAAAAAUAAAUCAUUGCCCAUGGUUGUCUGAUCAGACAAGUAAGGUCAUGUUUUUUAUAGUCCAAAUGGAAAAGUUACCCCUCCCAGAUGUUCAGACAGGCCAAGUUUCAUGCAGUUUGGAAUUUUACACCUACACAUUUUGUUACUUUCUUCUGUAGGAGCUCUUUUACCACCAGAAAAAGGAAAAACUGAACACUUUGACAGUAACUGUAUUACACCAGUAAGUGUAAUUGUGUAAAAUUGGUUCUGGUUGUUCAUUGUGAAGUGCAAUAGUCAUAUUUAGAUCAUUAUCAUUUUGUCACAUCCAGUAUUAAAUAGUCAUUAACCAGUGUGGAUUGAAUUUGUCUGCAUACUGCCAGUACUCUUCAGGCAAUGAGGUUGGUGUGAUUGUUUGCAUGCUGUGAUUAAUGAUUCCUAACCCUUCAACUCCUGUGAGUGACCAAGACAGAAUUUCUCUGUACAAUAUCGAGCAGACAAGUGAUGAGAAUAAAGAAAAAUAUCAAUUAGGAGUUAUAAGUUGAUUCAAUACCAAAUUCUUCAAACUAACAUUGCAAGAACUGUAUGGCAGACAGCAAGGAGAAUUAACAAUGAGAUCUUGAGAGUUAAAGGGUUAACAGAUGUUAUUGGUAUAUUUUGUAUGUUACAAGGAUGACAUCUGUAAAUCAUGCCUUUUACCUGUACAUGAAAUCACUAAGAUUGUGAACAAAAAGAUUUAACUCUUUAACUCCUAUGAGUGACCAAUACAGAAUUUCUCCCAACAACACUAAUACAAUGCCAAGCAGACAAGUAAUGAGAAUGAAGAAAAAUAUCAAUUAGGGAUUAUUAGUUGAUCCAAUACCCAAUUCUCCGAACUAACAUCAUAAGAAUUAUAUGGCAGACAGUAAUGAGAAUUACUAAUGAGAUCCUGGGAAAGAAAGGGUUAAAUCAUUCCAAAGUAGGAGGUUUAUAGUGGUGUGCCUCACUCUAUGAUCUGAAAAGACUGAUGCUUGGACAUAAAUGAGUAAAUUGUCUCUGUCAUGCUCUUGAUUCUUUCAUGAUUCUAGUGGACAACAGAGAUGGUGGACUUGCUCACUAGCUGUGUAUAGUUUAUGUUCCUGAGUGAAGAUUGGCAGUUGUUUAUAACUGGUUGUAUGUCAUGUAUUUCAAAUGUGUAUUGGAUUCAAAAACUCCUCUGAGUGUGAAUUUUUCUUUGUUACAGGGGACAGAGUUCAUGACCAAUUUGUCCAUAUGUUUAAGAUACUACAUUGCUGACAGAUUAAACAAUGAUCCUGGAUGGAGGAAUAUAAAAGUAAGUACAUUGCACCUUAAUGUAAGUUUUAAUAGUUUUGUUCUCUUCUGGUGACUUUCAGUGACUUAGGAAUUUUUCGUAAUGAUAUCAAUACAUUUUUAAAUAGUCAGGUGAUGAGUAAGAAAGAAAGGAAAGUAUCAAAGCAAGGUAAUUGUUUGCUUGAACACAAGUUUCUCACAAUGAAAAUAAUUUAAACUGCAUGGCAGAAGUGCGUGGAAUGAUCAUUGAGAUUUCAGGAGUGUAUUACAGUAAAAAGGGUACCGGAGAACUGUCAAGGAAAAUUGACACAACACUGGGGUGACCUGCAAAGGAAUCCUUUACCAUUCAAGGGGAGCAACAACUCUCUGAGGGCUAACUAUGUUAAACAAUCUUAUAGGCAGCUUUAGCCUUGAUCUUCUAUAGCCUAACAUCACUAUGCAUAUUCUCCAUACCAGUCUCUAUACAUUUCCCUUGGUGCUGAGAAGGAGAAACACAGUGUACCUCUCAAGAGCUUCUCAGGUUGAUAAUCAUUGCCUUUAUUAUCAUGACCUUAAUGAUUGAUUUAGCAGUAUAAUUGUCAGCAGAAACUAGAUCCCAUUCACUUUUAGGGGGUUUAAGGGUUAAACUUUAAUGACGUUCACACAUGUCUGGUAUGACCGCAGGUAUCCCUUUAGUUAUUAAGCAGGUGUGUGUCUAAUAAAGCUCAUGAAGAUAUAGUGUUGUUUCUUUUGGAUUUAAGGUGUGAAUUAUCUUGAAUUAUUUUAUGUACAGUAUGCAUAAAUUUUUUAAGGUGAUAUUAUCAGAUGCUAAUGUUCCUGGAGAGGGUGAGCACAAGAUUAUGGACUACAUCAGACAUCAAAGAGGUGAGAUUUACCUCUCACUCCCAAGAUCAUAUGUACCUAUAGAAUGAAUUGGAGGGUAGCCAGUCAACUUGCUGUUGGAGAGCUAUACAGGAUAAUAUUUGGCUCUAGGCCAUAAUGUACAAAUUGAGGGAUAUGGGUCUGCACAUCAUGACCAUGAAUAAGAUAUUUUCCAUAUUUUUCUCCCAGAAAUGAUUAACAUGUAACUUCUCCCAAUAAAGUCAAUACGAUAUUUAGCAAACAGGUAAUGAGAAAACUCAAAUUCAAAUCUACCAGAUAGACAUUGUUAUCUUGAUCUAACACUGAUUUCUCAUAACUAAUUUACAACAAAAUGUGUUGCAGUCAGAAGGGAGAAUUGGUAAACAGAUCUUGGGAGUUAAAAGGUCAAGUGGCCAAACACUGGGUGGUGCAGACUUUUCUGUCCAUGUCUACCAUGGAUUAUUAUGUACCCUACAAAUUGCUCGCAAAUUAGCUUUGAAAAUAAAAUGAUUCCUGGACAAUAUUCAUUUGUAACUUUUUCUGUUUCUUUGACCCAGCUGAGAUGUUUGGAUAUUUUAGGGAGAACUUCCUUUUCUUCCUUUUCUUCCUUUUUUUUAUCUUAAUUAGUCCUUGUAAUAUAAGGACAUUUAAUAAACCUCUAACUUCACCAUAGUGGUAUGAAAAUUGCAGUUGCAUCUCUUUUUUUGUUUGUUUCAGCAAGUCCACAUCAUGACCCAAACACAAAGCACUGUUUGAAUGGCGCUGAUGGUAUGUUCAUGUAAAAUGCAAGUCAUAAUUGUCGUUUUAUUAAAUUAAUAAUAUUAGAUAAUUAGAGCUGACACAGUCGUUUGGUUUCUUUCAGCUGAUUUGAUUAUGCUGGGUGAGUAUUUUGAAGAAAUCCCGUUUUGUUUUAAGUGCUAAUGUUGACAAAAUGAAUUGAAAAAAUUUGGACUUACUCAUUUGGUCCUCUUUGGCAAAUUCACUGAUCAGAGACAUCCCCUUAAAAAUCCCAUAAUUUUCACCUCAGUCAACCUGAAGCACUUUUCCAAUGAGAAUUGUCUUGUUUUUAUUUUAACCCCAUUUUCUGCGGUCAUAGGCCAUGUUAUGGAUGAAUGUAUGGGUCUUCCAAAAGAAAAAUAAGAAGAGGUGAGUAAAAUAUGUGUCAACUUAACUCUUUUAGUCCCACAAGUGACCUAGACAGAAUGAGAAUAAAGAAAAAUAUCAAUUAGGGGAUUAGUGGUUGAUCCAAUUCCAAUUUCUCUGAACUAACAUCAUAUGAAUUGUAUGGCAGACAGUAAGGAGAAGUACUAAUGAGAUUUUGGGUGUUAAAGGGCUAAGCAGGACACAUUGUAAGAACAUACAUAUUUAUAUAUGUAUAUGUAUGUGUAUAUAUAUAGAUAGAUGUAUAUAGAUAUAUAUAUAUAUAUAUAGAUAUAUAUACACACACAUAUACAUAAUUAUAUACAUAUAUACACACAUACAUGUAUGUAUAUAUGUGUAUAUAUAUACUCAUACGCAUAUAUAUAUGUAUGUAUAUAUAUGUACAUGUAAAAUGGAAAUGGAAAUGUAAAUGUAAUGGGAAAUGUAGUUGCGUCCCUUUUCCCUCUCAUAAUAUUUAUUCUGCUCUGCUUCAACGUAUUGAGCACUUUUCCACACGAAAAUCGACUUGCAGACUUCCUAUAAGUACAUGUAUAUGUAUAUAUAUAUAAAGCACUACACUGUUAUAGUAAUUGCUUCCUGCACCUUUUAGCCCUUUGACCCCUGAAAGGGACUAGCGUCUAAUUUCAUCUUACAAUGCCGCCCCCCCCCCACAAAAUCAUACAACAGGGUCAUGAGAAUAAAGGAAAUGACCACCAUGAAGAAGUCCUCGAUUGUUAAACAAAUUCUCCCUGUCAGAACCUUAGUGUAUAGAAAACAGUUUGUAGAAUAUGCAUACUGAUGUUAGGUUGUAAAUGAUCAAAACAGAUACUUGCUUAUGUUGUUUGACGUUUUUAACGUAGUUUGAUGAGCUCCCUGCACCUGUGGCUCAAGAGUCUAUUUUCAUCAGGCUGAACGUUUUACGGGAGGUAAGAUAAAAUAUUAUUUGAGAAAAGAAAAAAAUUCAACAUUAAGGACAAGGUUUCAGUGAUUGCAUGAUUAUGAGUAUUAGUGAUAGCAAAUUGAUAAACUGGGCAAGACUGUCAGACAACUUCAGCAUACUUUCAGAUAGGAAUACCCAUAUUUACAACCCAAGACAAUUAUUUUAUUUCUUUCAGCAACGUUCAGUGACGUGUGAAGUCUAUUCAGUUUUGUUUCAAGGUGGUCUGCCAUCAAUCACGGGAACGAUGGGCUUCUGAAAGCAAAAACAAACAAAUUAGUUUGAAAUAAUUAAAUCAAAACUCAGUGAAAUAUCCGUCUCUUGAGAGGUCUGCAUCAUGGUUGAUGGCGAUAUUCACUCUCCCACACCACCCCUCUCCUUAUUCUUGAUCGUCGCUCACCCCCUUGAUACAAAUUUCUUUCUCUCCUCAGCCUUUCGCUGUCAUUGAAUUAAAAGAUAACUGCACCAUUUUGUUUUAUCAGCCUCUUUUUCUUGGAUGAUACUAGAGAGAUUUUCUUUCACAGUUCGGUUGUUUCUCUCCACCAAACCCUGGGUUUGCGGUGUUCGUGGUGCACCAUGAACAAGAUUUGUGUUGUGUGCCUCACAAAAUGCUCUCAUUUGCUUAUUUUUAAAUUCUCCUCCAUUGUCAUUAUGUAACACGGUUGGGAAAUCAAAUAGCCAGAAUAUCUUUCCAGCUGAUUAUAAUAUUUCCUCUGCCAUUUUUUGAACAAGAGCACGCAGCCAGGAGAAUUUGCUGUAGAGAUCAGUGGUGUGUAAAAUCCACUUGUGUUUUCGUCCACAGGAACACUUUUAAUAGCUGAUGAAUAGGCGUUAGGAUUAUAGUAGCAUGAUAGAGAUUGGGUGGAAAAGGAAUAAAGUCAGGGGGGUGCAAAGGGAUACAAAGGGAGGGGGUGCUAGGAGGAAAUGGGAGGGAAGAGAGAUAUUUUUUGAAUUGCUACUUUUUUAAGAGCCCCCUAAAAAGCCGUGCUCCUAUUUUUAAACACACCCUACAAAUUAAAUCCCUUUUAGAAAGUUACGUUAAAAAUGAAUCAAUAAUAAUAAUACUAGACGAUUUCAUAUCAGCUAUCUUUUAUUUACCAGUGUAUGUGGAAAUCGGGGUGUAUGUAUUAAUUAACAUCAGUUUUUUUAUUCAGUAACCAAGCUUAAUAAUGAUGUAAAAAUAUCCGUUUUGAGCUCAUUAAGUCUACAUGGGCAAGAAAAGAUUGUAAACAAGGCUUAUAAAAACUGUAAAAUGUGCAUGGUUUCCACGUAGUUUUAUUUUUUGGUUCCCGGCCCCCAGUGGAUUCUUGAUUUUAGAAUAUCUAUUUCAGUCACAACCCCAAUAGUUCUUCAAAAUUAUGGGUAUAACAACUUAAAUGGCCAUUAUCAGUGUAAUGAAACGUAUGAAAUACAGUGGAACCCCGCAUUACGGCCACCUCGUUAAUACAGCCACUUUUUUGUCUCGGCGAAACGGGCGCCCAUACAAGUUAAGUUAAGUUUAAAUUUACUUUAAAUUUAAAUUCUGCUUAAUUUUAAAUUUGCUAAAUUUCCAUGGCCCGUUAGUGGCCGUAUUGACGGGGUUCCACUGUGCAAAUGUACAUUGUCACAAUGUUUGAAUAGUACA
Pocillopora meandrina is the source of this 7343-nucleotide messenger RNA. The record is from the annotation of a GenBank genome assembly. Lineage: Eukaryota; Metazoa; Cnidaria; Anthozoa; Scleractinia; Pocilloporidae.